This is a messenger RNA of Onychostruthus taczanowskii (white-rumped snowfinch), 397 nucleotides long. RefSeq names its product proline-rich protein 2-like. NCBI's taxonomy places the organism in Eukaryota, Metazoa, Chordata, Aves, Passeriformes, Passeridae. Gene Ontology annotation, cellular component: ribosome. The annotation marks the transcript as partial. The record is from RefSeq and is a predicted model, not a curated record. The transcript has 3 exons. Gene Ontology annotation, molecular function: structural constituent of ribosome. Gene Ontology annotation, biological process: translation.
AGCGGCUCCUCCCGUCUCUAUGGCCGCCGCGCUCUCCCGCCGCCCCGCCGCGCUCUUCCCGCUCCCUCCCCGCUCCCCUCCCGCCCCCCGCGCUCCCGCAGCCCCGCGCUGCCCCUCAGCCCCGCCAGCGCGCUCCGCCAUUUCCCCCCUCCUCCCCUUCCCCGAGUCCUCCAGGGCGGCCAGAGCGCCGCCGGAAGUGGAGGGCGCGCCCGGAAGCGGCGGGCGCUAUAAAAGCAGCGCGCAGGCGCCCGCGGCCUCUUUCGGGCUCGCGGCGAGGUCCCGGAGCCGCCAUGGGCCGCCGGCCGGCGCGAUGUUACCGCUACUGCAAGAACAAGCCCUACCCCAAAUCCCGCUUCUGCCGGGGGGUCCCGGGUGAGUCCUGACCCCAAAACCCCCC